Danaus chrysippus (African queen) is the source of this 249-nucleotide messenger RNA. The record is from the annotation of a GenBank genome assembly. NCBI's taxonomy places the organism in Eukaryota, Metazoa, Arthropoda, Insecta, Lepidoptera, Nymphalidae.
AUGGCAAUAAACGAGCCACAGCAAGCAACAGCACCUUUUGCGCCUCCCACUGCAUACAAAUUGACUUUUUUCGGUCGCCCUACACAAAUAUUAGGCCGGACACACACGGGCCGGUUGAAAAAACUCAAGAUAACGAGUGCUACCGGUCAAAGCGACCGCUCUGCCGCAGAGAAGCAGGCGGGGCCCGUCACGCACAAAACAAACUCGAGCGACAGACGUGACAGAGAUGCAUAUAUAUGGAUAGUGUAG